GAACAAUUUGCCAGACCUCCGAAGCACAGCAGAGGACCUUUCCAAGUUCGAGCUUGAUGAGAAGCUGCUGAGCCCCCUGAUCAAGCAGCAGACCGUUCAGGGUGUCCCGGUGAACUUUCUCCACAUCGUGGCCGGCCGCGACGCCUUCCCUGGCAUCACGGACCGAACCUUGUUCUAUAACACUGACUCCGAGCUGGAGAAGAUCUUGAAGCAGUGCCAGCAAGUCUUCGCCAAGCAGGCUGAGCUGCUGAAGUCAGCCGGCGUGGGCGAGAUCUUCGUUGCCCUGCCCCAGCCUCCUCGCCACCCACGCUUCGUGAAAUUCAGCUUGGACCCCACUACGGAGGAGUGGUCUGAGAGCGAGCUGUCCAGGGACCUCUGGCCAUCCUUCACGGGCUUGCUGGAGCUGAGAUCGCUCCAGCGACUCUACACCCUCCAGCGUAUCCACAAGGAGGUGCGCCCGACCUCGCAUAUCUACUUGGCCACGCCUCCCAUGAUCAGCGGCAAGGCCUCUACGUCAGAGCUUUUGAUGAGGGCCCUCUUCCUUUCAGUCAGCAAGGAGUCCUUCGGCCAAAGCUUGACGGACAGCCUGGACCUUGCCUUGGAGGAGGUCGAGCACGCCAUGCUGGAUCCCCGUGUGGCCAAGCUGGGCCCGUCCGUCAUCAGCAGAAUCUUCGUGCACUUCGUGGGGGAGCUGGACAUGGAGCUUGGAGAGUUGGAGCAACGCUUCACCGACACCAUCAGCAGCCAUGUGGGCCUCCGAGGCUCUGACAUCAUCAAGCUCUGCGUAGAUGAGAUUGAGGUGAAGGUGCACCGCAAGGCAGGAUCGGCCAUUGAGACUCUCCGUCUCUCCUUGUCCUCCCUGGGCGGCGGCUUCUUGAAGCCUAAGAUGCUGAGGGAGUUCCCAGACCCCGUCACUGGCUUCCCGCUCCGCUGGGAGGCGGCUAAGGAAGGUGCAGCUCUCAGCCCACUCGAGCAUCCGCAUGUGGCCGACCGGGCUGCCUUGAGUCGCUAUCAGGCCAAGCGUGUGGCAGCCCGUCGUGCAGGCUCCACGUAUGCUUUCGACUUGCCCGGAAUGCUGCAGAUGGCGCUAACCAUGAAGUGGAUCACGAGCACAGGUUCGAGCGUCAGUUCCCCAAGAGAGGGGCGUCAAGGGGGCGGUGCCAGAAAGCGCAGCCCUUCACCUCGUGGUCGUGGCAGCAUGACCGUGCCUUCAAAGAUUCCGGAGGGCGUCCCCAAGAACCCCCUGACUGCUGUGGAGUUGGUGAUGGACUGGUCCAAGAUGGAGCUCAUAGAGACAGAGCGCCCGGAGGGUUCCAACGAUGUUGGGAUGUUGGCAUGGAAGCUGACCAUGAAGACCCCAGAGUACCCAGAAGGUAGGGUUGUGAUUCUCAUCGCGAACGAUGUGACCUUCCAGGCAGGCUCCUUCGGAGUACGCGAGGACCGACCUGAAAUCACGCCUACAUGUGACAGCAUCUACAUACCCAACCGUCAAGCCUCAGAGCACCCAGAAGUUCCUCAGGACCAGUUCUUCCAGAAGGCCUCCGAGCAUGCCAGAAAGCUGGGACUCCCCCGCGUUUACGUGUCCUGCAACAGCGGCGCCCGCGUUGGGCUUGUGGAGGAGCUGAAGCCCUUGUACAAGAUCCAGUGGUGGGAUCCUUCAGAUUGCGGCAAAGGCUUCGAGUACCUCUACCUGACCAAGGACGACUACGAGAAGCUGCCUGCAGGCACAGUGGAGGCACGCAAGGUCUCCGAAGGCGGCGAGGAGCGAUACAUCCUGGAUGCCAUCAUCGGCGAGGGACUCAAGAGCACGGAGGGCGGCAUUGGAGUUGAGAAUCUCCAGGGCAGCGGCCUCAUCGCUGGCGAGACCAGCAGGGCGUACCAGGAGACCUUUACGCUCUCCUACAUCACAGGCCGCUCUGUGGGUAUCGGCGCAUACCUGAACCUCGGGAACCGCUUGGGUCAGCGAAAUAUCCAGAUGGUCAGCAGCCCCAUGAUCCUCACAGGGUUCUCCGCCUUAAACAAGCUCUUGGGCAAGAACGUGUACUCCUCGCAAGACCAGCUGGGAGGCCCACAGAUCAUGGUGCCUAACGGUGUGACGCACCAGGUGGUGAGAGACGACCAGGAGGGUAUGUCCGCAAUCCUGGACUGGCUGUCCUACGUCCCCAAGGAUGUCUCCUGCCUGCCGCCAGUUUGCCAGCCGUCGGGCAGCGACCCUUGGGACCGCGAUGUGGAGUUCGAGCCCUCGCUGCUUCCCUACGAUCCCCGAGACUUCCUGCGCGGCGUGAUCGACCACGACGGGUCUCGCAAGCGCGGCUUCUUUGACGCUGGCUCCUGGACGGAGUACCUCGAGGGAUGGGGCAGAACCGUCAUCGUUGGCCGUGCCCGCCUGGGAGGCAUGCCUAUGGGCGUGAUUGCGGUGGAGACGCGCAGUGUGGAGCGCCUGGUCCCAGCCGACCCUUCCAACCCUGCCAGCUGCGAAGUGAAGGAGGUGAAUGGCGGAAAGGUGUGGUUCCCCGACAGUGCCUUCAAGACGGCGCAGGCGCUGAAGGAUUUCAACCGCGGUGAGAACUUGCCCGUCAUCAUUUUCGCUAACUGGCGUGGUUUCUCUGGCGGAACCAGGGACAUGUACAACGAGAUCCUGAAGUUCGGAGCUAUGAUCGUGGAUGCCUUGGUGGAGUACGAGCACCCCAUCUUCAUCUACAUCCCGAAGCAUGGCGAGCUUCGGGGCGGCGCCUGGGUGGUCAUCGAUCCUGCCAUCAACCCAGACAAGAUGGAGAUGUAUGCAGAUGUGGAUGCCCGCGGCGGCAUCCUGGAGCCCCCAGGUAUUGUGGAGGUGAAGUACCGAGCCCCGCAGCAGCUGGAGGCCAUGCACCGCAUCGACGCCAAGCUCAAAGAACUGGAUGCCAAGCUCGAGGGCAGCCAAGGUGCCCAGAAGGCGGAGGUGGAGAAGGACAUCAAGGCGCGCGAGAAGCAGCUUCUUCCGCUGUACACCUCCGUGGCCACCACCUUCGCCGACCUCCACGACCGCGCUGGGCGCAUGAAGGCCAAGAACGUCGUUCGGGACAGCGUUUGCUGGAAGGACUCCCGCCGAUACUUCUUCUGGCGCGUGAAGAGGAGGGUCCUGCAGGACCACAUGAUCAAGC
Messenger RNA from Symbiodinium pilosum, 3143 nucleotides. NCBI's taxonomy places the organism in Eukaryota, Dinophyceae, Suessiales, Symbiodiniaceae. The record is from the annotation of a GenBank genome assembly.